Molecule: messenger RNA, 1537 nt
Organism: Poecilia latipinna (sailfin molly)
Lineage: Eukaryota; Metazoa; Chordata; Actinopteri; Cyprinodontiformes; Poeciliidae
Product: alpha-(1,6)-fucosyltransferase-like
Exons: 6
Coding region: 605-1522 (305 amino acids)
Biological process (GO): protein N-linked glycosylation
Molecular function (GO): alpha-(1->6)-fucosyltransferase activity
Source: RefSeq, a predicted model, not a curated record
UUUCCCUCCUCCCCGCUCCGUGUUGACACCGGCCAUUCAGUAGAUCCCCACCGAGCAGACUGGACUGCCGUAUUCAGAGACCCGAGCUCCUCUAGUUCCUGUUUCCGCUGCAGCCUUUCUGCUCAGUUUUCUGGAGCAACAAGACUCGCGUCAGACCCAGCCUCCGGCAGCCUCCCCGCCGUGCCUCCGGUCGGAUGCCUCUGGAAGCUGGCGCGUCAGACAAAGAAUGCAACUUGAAUAAAAGAAUCCGGUGGGACUGGACGGACACAGCGCAGCACUCUUGGAUAAGCCGGUCAGCGCCGAGCCGGGGGAGAGGUGAAGCCACUAAUCGGGCCGUCAUGCUUUAGCACACAGGAAAGACUGGCUGAUCACUGGAGAAGCACCGUUUGCCUUUACAUAGAUAAUCCUGAGCCACAGAGGCGCACAUCUCCCACUUAUCUGCCGUUUGUCAUCCUUGCAAAGAUGCCAGUGCCAAGAUUAACGCUGUGGCAUUUCUGGUGACGGAGCACACAGCUUGCGUGCGCAUCCAGGCAGGCCGGCCGGCUGGUGGAUCGACGGGCGGACGGGCACACCACAGGACAUUUUCGGUGGGCGUGGUGGAAGCAUGAGGCCCUGGGCAGGCUCUUGGCGGUGGAUUACCCUGGUGCUGCUGGCCUGGGGCACUCUCCUCUUCUACAUCGGUGGCCACUUGGUGAGGGACAGCGAGCAUCCGGAGCGGUCCAGCAGGGAACUCUCCAAGAUUUUGGCCAAGCUCGAGCGGCUUAAGCAGCAGAAUGAAGACCUGCGGCGCAUGGCAGAAUCUCUCAGGAUACCAGAGGGUCAAGCAGAAGCCGGGUCGCUGGCGGCAGGACGGCUCCGCUCCCUGGAGGACCAGCUGACCAGAGCCAAGCAGAAGAUUCACAGCUUCCAGAAACUCACUGGAGAUGGGCCCGGCCCCACGCAGGAGGAGCUGCGCAGGAAGGUGGAGAACGGCGUCAAGGAGUUCUGGUACUUUGUGCGGAGCGAGGUGAAGAGGCUUUCCAACGUGGAGAGCAACGAGAGGCAGAAAUAUGCUGACACACUCCUGCAGGACCUGGGACAUCAGGAGAGAUCCAUCAUGACAGAUUUAUACUACCUCAGCCAGGCAGACGGAGUUGGCGAAUGGAGAACGAAGGAGGCUAAAGACCUGUCAGAUCUGGUCCAGAACAGAAUCACCUACCUACAGAAUCCCCCAGAUUGCAGUAAGGCGAGGAAGCUGGUGUGUAACAUCAACAAGGGCUGCGGUUACGGCUGCCAGCUCCACCACGUCGUCUACUGCUUCAUGAUCGCGUACGGCACCCAGCGCACGCUCAUCCUGGAGUCGCACAACUGGCGCUACGCCCCCGGCGGCUGGGAGACCGUCUUUCUGCCCGUCAGCAACACGUGCACUGACCGGUCCGGGGCUUCCACUGGACACUGGUCAGGUGGGUACAUCCACAGCGACACAGUCACACUACGAACUGCAGUUAGCGCUAGCAACAGAGCUAACGGCGAAGCGAGCUAAGCAGCUGCUAAGUGC